AUGGCUGUCCUCUCCGUGCUCCUUUCGAUUACUUUGCUUCUCUCGAGGGUCUCCGGAACUCCAGUGUCAAGCCCGAGACACGAAUCGUGCAAUACUGUUGACCAAGGGUACCAGUGCUUUCCUGGAGUCUCUCACCUGUGGGGUCAGUAUUCGCCCUACUUCUCGGUCGAUAAUGAGUCUUCACUCUCGGAAGACAUUCCGGAUCACUGCCAGAUUACCUUUGCUCAGGUGCUCUCACGUCACGGUGCACGGUAUCCUACCAAGGAUAAAUCUGCAAAGUACGCCAAGCUCAUAAAGGCCAUCCAGCAUAAUGCUACCUCCUUCCCGGGGGAUUAUGCGUUCUUGAAGUCCUACAACUACUCACUCGGCGCGGAUGACCUUACACCCUUUGGAGAGAACCAAUUGGCGGAUUCGGGCGUUAAAUUUUACCGGCGUUAUGAGACACUGGCCAAGAACAUUGUUCCUUUCAUUCGGGCAGCGGGUUCGGAUCGGGUAAUUGCGUCUGGAGAGAACUUCAUUAAGGGCUUCCAGAAGGCAAAACUUGGUAAAUCCAAGUCUGGACGGAAUCAGACUGCUCCUAUUGUCAAUGUGGUUAUCCCCGAGACUGAAGGGUUCAAUAAUACAUUGGACCACAGUACCUGCACAGCCUUUGAGAACAGUGAAGUAGAAGAACAGGCGGAGGACAAGUUCAUGGAUGUCUUUACACCUUCGAUCCUCAAGCGGCUGGAGAAGGAUCUCCCCGGGGCCAAGCUCUCGAAGAAAGAGGUUGUCUAUCUCAUGGACAUGUGCUCAUACGACACCGUCGCCUUGACCCGUGACGGUAGCCGCAUUUCACCCUUCUGCGCGUUGUUCACUCACGAAGAAUGGGUGCAAUAUGACUACCUGCAGUCAGUCAAGAAGUACUAUGGCUACGGUGCAGGCAACCCUCUCGGACCCGCGCAAGGCAUUGGCUUCGCCAACGAGCUGAUCGCUCGGUUGACCCAGUCCCCUGUCGAGGACCACACAAGCACCAACACCACCUUGGACUCGAACCCCGCCACAUUCCCACUGAAUGCCACUCUCUAUGCGGACUUCUCGCACGAUAAUACGAUGGUCUCCAUUUUCUUUGCGCUUGGACUUUACAAUAACACCGAGCCCCUGUCGCAAACUUCAGUGCAGUCCACCGAGGAGACAAAAGGCUAUUCCGCUGCCUGGGCCGUUCCUUUUGGGUCCAGAGCCUAUGUGGAGAUGAUGCAGUGCAAGGGCGAGAAGGAGCCUCUUGUCCGAGUACUGGUCAACGAUCGGGUUAUCCCACUGCAGGGCUGUGGCGCCGACAAGCAUGGCCGUUGCAAACGGGAUGAUUUCAUCGAGGGACUGAGCUUUGUUAGAUCCGGGGGAAACUGGGCACAGUGCUUUGCUUAA
Aspergillus alliaceus is the source of this 1401-nucleotide messenger RNA. RefSeq names its product histidine phosphatase family protein. The record is from RefSeq and is a predicted model, not a curated record. NCBI's taxonomy places the organism in Eukaryota, Fungi, Ascomycota, Eurotiomycetes, Eurotiales, Aspergillaceae. Bases 1 to 1401 code for a protein of 466 amino acids. Gene Ontology annotation, molecular function: acid phosphatase activity. The transcript is spliced from 2 exons.